AUGAUACGUGGAGUCUGGAAUCAAGUAUCAUCUACAAUUGGAAUGGCAUCACCUCUCUCAGAGAGAGGAGACACUGCGCUCAACACAAACGCACCACUCGAUGCCUCGCAGAAGGACGGUUACGAAGUAACAUGUUACACUACAAAAACAUAUGUGGACAACGAGAGCGAUGGACUCCCUAGCUCGCCAUUCGUUGCGAACAUUGCUGACCCAGCAGGCGUGGAAAAUGUCUCACCGAGCAAGAUGUCUCGAUCCAAAACAAGAAGCCCCAUCGAACGGGAUCCCUUAUCGCCUUUGAAGCCGCUGAAGAGUCGCACAUCUCCCACCUCAAAAGACGAAUCCCCGAGGAAACUUUCGGAUCAAAUGAGAAGCGCACGAAAGCUCUCGUCGCCCGAGAAGCGAUUCCCAGUCAGGCCAUCGAUGUCACCCGAGAAACAACCCGUCGCUGUGGAGAGAAAGCUGUCGAUCGAGGUGGCUUUGGCAGAAAAUGACGGCCUUACAAAAGCCAUCGAGAUAUUGGAGGAUGGGGACAGCGAGAACGAAGAGCGGCUCACAGAUGGUAACCUGACCUUCCUAGGGCCAGGAGGACCCAGUCCUAGCUGCGAUGAAGCUACCAACAUGGACGAUAGCACAUUCAGUACAUUCUCGGCUAUACCAGACAUGACAACGUUUGCAAAGGUUGGGCGCUCUCCUACAAAAUACUCGGACGCUGGGCCGACCCCAAGACGAAAUCAAGUAUAUACCCCCGCAACAGCUCGACGUCCAAUGAAUAACCACUCCCCUUCCCCAACGCCUCGUGGGCACCGAUUUGAGCAGGAUCGAGAUGAUGGCAACACAACAAACCUUCUCGACUUCACGGAGCAGUUUAAUAAUUUCUCCUCAUACAGUCGCCAAUCGCCCAGCAAACACAGCAGACAAUCCCCUCUCAAAAAUACUACGAUACCAGACAUGCCAUGGGGAUCAACGCCUGCUCUGAAUCGAAGCAAUAUGUCGAACCUACUCGAUUUUGAUAUUCCACCGGCUCCAACACCACGAAGCAUGCCAUCGAUCACCCCUAGGGAACUCGAGAGUCUGAAAUCAGGUUUCCUCUCUGAGAUCAGUAGUCUUAAAGCUUCGUUAAGCGGGAAAGAAGCUGAGGUCAACUCCCUCAAGACGGCUGUGGGGGAUGCUGAGAACCGAGUAGGCGAGAGCUUGGAACAGGUCCGAGAGGAACGAAGCCUGAAGGAACAGCUAGCCGCCGAAAAGGAGGAGUGGGAGAGAAGAGGGCGGGAGAUGGAGGCUGUCUUACGGAAUGUGAAGGAUGAAAUAUUACAUGGGGAGCGAGAUCGGGAUGACCUCGAAGGUCGCUUGGAAGAAAGUGAGAGAAGGAGAGAGGCGGCAGAAGUCAUGGCCCAAGAAGCGGAAAGCAAAUUGGCUGCUGUGAAGACCGGGAAAGCACCGCCAACCUCGGAACAUAGUGAUACUAAGCCAGGCGAGUGUGUAUGUGGAGGCCGAGCGGUCGAGAUUGCUGUCGAGAAGGUAUCUAGAGAGCUACAUACAUUGUACAAGGAUAAGCACGAGACUAAGGUUGCCGCCCUCAAAAAGAGCUACGAGCGCCGAUGGGAGAAGAAGAUCAAAGAACUCGAGAGUCAAAUCGGGGAUCUCGCUAAGGAGAAUGACGAGCUACGACAGGGACGCGACGCAACAAUGACCAAAGUCGAGCCUAAGGAUCCCCAUGAAGUCACGGAGGACCUGAAGAAGCAAGCUGCCAAAGAUGCCAAGUCGAAGGAGCUAGAAGCAGAGUUGGAAGGCCUAAACCAAGUUGUUAAGAGCGUAAAGCAAGACAACUCGCAUCUUCGGAGACUCCUAGACGAGGAGAGGGUGGAAAAGGGCAAAUUGGUGGCUGCAGUAGAUGAGAUGAUUCCCGUGGUGGCAGCUUUUGAUGACAUGCUUGCGGAAAUGAAUGCAGCUCCUUCGAAUCAACAACCCAGCAUCCCAUCUCAACCACUCACCCAGCCGGGCGUUGUUGAAAACCUCAGAGGCAGCAUAUCACGGGCCUCUGGCCUACGCGCCCCUACGAGCGUCUCCACCCUUGCUUCAGGGGAAAGCCGCAUUGGCAGAGGGGGAUUUGGCGCGCCAGCAGGGCAUAAUCAGGAGAGGGCUAGCAGGAGUGGAAGUGCCCACGGCUCGAGACCCGGAAGUGGUCUGGGAUAUAGAAGCGGGAUAAUGAGCUCCAUUGAGAGAAUGGGAAGCCACAAGGGACGAGGGGAGUAA
This is a messenger RNA of Venustampulla echinocandica, 2253 nucleotides long. RefSeq lists its product as uncharacterized. The coding region runs from base 1 to 2253 and encodes 750 amino acids. Gene Ontology annotation, cellular component: cytoplasm. Lineage: Eukaryota; Fungi; Ascomycota; Leotiomycetes; Helotiales; Pleuroascaceae. The transcript has a single exon. The record is from RefSeq and is a predicted model, not a curated record. Gene Ontology annotation, biological process: mitotic spindle organization; cell population proliferation.